Helicoverpa armigera (cotton bollworm) is the source of this 959-nucleotide messenger RNA. RefSeq names its product tetraspanin-7. The transcript has 5 exons. Lineage: Eukaryota; Metazoa; Arthropoda; Insecta; Lepidoptera; Noctuidae. The record is from RefSeq and is a predicted model, not a curated record. The coding region runs from base 101 to 814 and encodes 237 amino acids. Gene Ontology annotation, cellular component: plasma membrane.
CCCUCUGACAUUCAUUGGGAGUCGGGACAUCUACGAGGCAACAUAUGGAUAAACAAACAAAGAAGAAAUUGUGAAUUAAAUGCUCAAAAACAAGUAGAAAAUGGGUAACCAAUUCAAGAAUGUAGCGGUUAUAGCCUGCUUGAAAACAUUCCUUUUCGUUUUCAACGUCGUAUUCUGGUUCACAGGUUUGUUGCUCCUGUUAGUGGGACUAUGGGCCGAGUUCGAUCUGCACAAGUACAUGGAACUGUCGCCAGAGUUCUCUGGCACUGCUCCCCACGUGCUGAUUGGCAUCGCCUGCCUCAUCGUCCUCGUUAGCUCCAUCGCCUUCUCCUGCAUCAUCAAGGGCCAACCGGUUCUACUUUAUAUUUAUGGCGGUUUCCUGGCAUGUAUCUUCAUGAUGGAUGCAGGAGUGGGUGCUGCCGCCGCGUGCUACCGGGACACCUUUGCCAAGAGCCUCCACGACGGCCUCACUCAGACUAUCACCAACAACUAUCCGCACAAAGCUAACUUUGAUUUCGCACAAAAGAACUUGCGUUGCUGUGGCGUAUCUAACUACACGGACUGGAUAAGACUGUCACCACAAAAGGUGAUCCCUAUCUCAUGCUGCCUCGACCCGAACGACUGCAUCACGGCUAAUUACAGCGAUGUCUUCCAACAAGGCUGUUAUGCGGUGAUCUCGGAAUACUUGGAAAACAACAUCGACCUAGUGGUGGGCAUCGCCAUCGGGACUGCGCUCCUCCCACUGGUCGGCACAUUACUGUCGUGCUUCCUAGCCAGUUACAUCAAGAAAUCUAAAUACGACGUAGUCAACUAACGACUCUCCGUACUCGACCAUUACGGCUUGUUCUACGCGAAUCUGAAUUUUCUAAUCUCUUCUUGACUGACGCUAUCCAUGUUGGACAAAUUGCAUUUAUUAAUAUUUCAAAUUAUAUAAAUUAAAUAUUUAUUAGAAUUUAUGU